Messenger RNA from Trypanosoma rangeli, 1293 nucleotides. RefSeq names its product putative nicotinate phosphoribosyltransferase. The coding region runs from base 1 to 1293 and encodes 430 amino acids. The transcript has a single exon. NCBI's taxonomy places the organism in Eukaryota, Euglenozoa, Kinetoplastea, Trypanosomatida, Trypanosomatidae. Gene Ontology annotation, biological process: NAD+ biosynthetic process. Gene Ontology annotation, molecular function: nicotinate phosphoribosyltransferase activity. The record is from RefSeq and is a predicted model, not a curated record.
AUGGUGGACACACUCAAACCGAUCAUUACGUCCUUGUUGGACACAGAUGCAUACAAAUUACACAUGCAGCAGGCUGUUUUCCACUUCUACCCCUCAGUUCACGCGGCUUUUGAGUUUCAUUGCCGCAAUAAAGAUGAUCAUUUUGGUGACGCGGCCGAUACAAUACGUGAACAAGUUUAUCUCAUGCAAAAUAUUGCCCUCACAGAGGAUGAAUAUGAGUACUUGGCGUCGAAACGAUUUCUACGAAAGGACUACUUGGAUUGGCUUCGCAACUUUCGGUUUAACCCAAAUCAGGUAACAGUGCGAAGUGUGCCGACAAGCGAUGGGGAUGAAAUGGAUCUUGCCAUCACCAUUGAAGGUCCGUGGGUAGAGACAAUUCUUUGGGAGGUGCCGCUGCUGGCCGUUGUGAGUGAAGUGGUGCAUCAACGCCGCACACCGAACGUUGGAGUGACGGAGGCGCUGGCGCAUCUUAAUAAAAAACUGGAGACAUUAUUCGACCACACGCCUCUGGAUACGAUUGAGAGAUUGACAGUCUCAGACUUUGGAACCCGACGUCGCUUCAGCUUUGCCGUGCAGGAGGCGGUUGUAAGGACGCUCCAGCAACAUCCCAAGUUUGGUCGUUACUUACUUGGCACGAGUAAUUACCUGCUGGCGAAGAAUCUGAAUCUUCCGGCAGUUGGCACUCAAGCACACGAAUGGUUUCAGGCUCAUCAACAGUUGGCUCCCACGUUGCGUGACUCGCAACGGGUGGCCCUGAAGCAGUGGCUGGUGGAGUACCCACAUGAUCUUGGUAUUGCACUCACAGAUUGCAUCUCCAUGGACAGUUUCUUGCAUGACUUCAGUAAGGAUCUUGCUGAUGCGUACGUUGGCCUCCGUCAUGAUUCCGGCGACCCUGUCAAGUGGGGGGAAAAAGCCGUGCAGCACUACCGCAAACUUGGCAUUGACCCAAAAACUAAGACACUUGUCUUUUCUGACUCUCUAGAUUUGGAGAGGGCCGUGAUGCUGCACCGUAUCUUUACUAGUGAGGUGAAUGUCGUGUGCGGAAUUGGCACACAUCUUUCGUGUUCCAUCCCUGGUGUGCGUGGGCUCAAUAUUGUUAUCAAGAUGACUGGCUGUGAGGGGAAGCCCGUUGCAAAGUUGUCAGAUACCCCUGAUAAAACGAUUUGUCGCGACAACCAAUUUGUUUGUGAGCUGAAGCGUGCGUUUGGUUUGCCAAUGGCGGCUGCUGCGGCUGCGACCGCUGCGGCCGCUGUCGCAGCGGCCGCAAGCGACGACAGAAUUCGCCGCCGAUAA